ACAUUCUUAAAUCUAUAAAUAAUCAAAGAGCAACAUGCAUUCUCAAAACCAGAGAGAGAGAAACAAGAAAGAAAAUGGAUGUUUUAUUAUCCUUAAACUCAAGCUCAAGCCUAAUCAACAUUUCAAAACCAUACAAACAUCAUCAUAAUCAUCAAAGACAACCUCGCACAGUACACUUUUCUGUUUCAUGCAGUGCCACAAAAAGUGUUUCUAUUAAUCAUAAGCUAGAUGAAGAGGAUGGAAACUUGUACAAGAUACUAUGUUUGAGUUCUAAAACAGCAACAAUGGAUGACAUAAAAAGAGCAUAUAGAACAAUGGCUCUUCAGUAUCAUCCCGAUGUUUGUCGUAAUGGUUUGAAGAAAGAGGAAUCAACGAGAAUGUUUGUAAAACUGAAUGAAGCUUAUAAGAUAUUGUCAAAUCCAAAGCUUAAAGAAGAGUAUGAUUCAAAGUUAUUGGGUUUGAGUGAUUUGAGAAGAAGUAAAUGGAUGGAACAAGUUGUUGAAUUGAAUAGAAGAUCUCAUACACGUAAGGCUGGUAGUGCAUCAUCAUGGGGUAGUAGAAUGAGAGCCAAGAAUAAUAUCAACAAAGUUCAUCAGAAUAGCCAGUUUUUCAGUUAGCUUUCUCUUCAUGUGAUUAUUUUCUUGUAUCUUUCUCAUGAAUAGGGUUAUUUAAAAACUCAUAAUUUAACAUUGUAUAAAAAUAAAUCACUUAUAUCUAUUAUCUGAAAAUGUAAAAAUCCAACACAAAUUUAGUCUUAUUUAUAUGAUGCAUCAUAAUUUAUAUGUUAUGUUUUUAAUGUAUAUCAUAAUAAUUAUUGAUGUUAA
Lathyrus oleraceus (garden pea) is the source of this 824-nucleotide messenger RNA. Its product is annotated as chaperone protein dnaJ 20, chloroplastic. The record is from RefSeq and is a predicted model, not a curated record. The transcript has a single exon. Bases 75 to 617 code for a protein of 180 amino acids. NCBI's taxonomy places the organism in Eukaryota, Viridiplantae, Streptophyta, Magnoliopsida, Fabales, Fabaceae. Gene Ontology annotation, cellular component: chloroplast.